AUGAUCAACCCGCGUGUUUUUGAGUCCCUCAAGGCCAAGGCCGAGCAGGACCUCGCCGUCCGCGCCCAGCUGGACGCCCUCAUCGAGGACCUCGAGCGCAACGUCGCCUAUGCACAGGGCGUCCUGUCGCGCGUUCAUUCCACACCGCGCGCCCGCUAUCCGGCCGCUCUGCUGCCGGCCGUCGACGCCGCCGUCGCCGACGAGGUCGCCACGGUGCGCGCCCUCGGCGACGUGGCCUCCGCCCACCCCUACUACAAGUUUAACCAGCGCUGGACGCGCCACCUGCAGGAUGCCAUCUUCACCGUGCUGCUGGCGGCGUGGCUCGGCGGCGUGGCCGCCCUCGACAACGAGAGCACCAAGCCGGCCGUCGGCCGCCUGCUGACGCUCGAGGAGGUCGGCGCCGUCUUUGGCGUUCCCGUCGAGAUCGACCACGACGCGUUCCACAUUGCCUUGGAGGAGUACUUGUCCGCGCUGACCGCGCUGACCGACGAGCUCGGCCGCCUGGCCAUGAACGCCGUGACGCUCGGCGACGGCGAGCUGGCCGUGCGCAUCAGCCGUUUUGUCAAGGACCUGCACGCCGGCUUCCAGCUGCUGAACCUCAAGAAUGACUUUUUGCGCAAAAAGGUCGACGGCGUCAAGUACGCCGUUAAGAAGGUCGAGGGUGUCAUCUACGACCUGGCCCUGCGUGGCCUGCUGCCGGCGGCGGACACGGCGGCCGAGACGAAGGACGAGGAGAGUGCCAGCAAGAGCGCGGCAGCGGCUUCUGACGCUGGCCCGGCUGACAGCAAGAUGAGCGAGCCAUAA
Molecule: messenger RNA, 804 nt
Organism: Sporothrix schenckii 1099-18
Lineage: Eukaryota; Fungi; Ascomycota; Sordariomycetes; Ophiostomatales; Ophiostomataceae
Exons: 1
Coding region: 1-804 (267 amino acids)
Biological process (GO): RNA metabolic process
Cellular component (GO): cytoplasm; nucleus
Molecular function (GO): single-stranded DNA binding; RNA binding; sequence-specific DNA binding
Source: RefSeq, a predicted model, not a curated record